Hyaena hyaena (striped hyena) is the source of this 1935-nucleotide messenger RNA. It is a transcript of the gene GPX7, whose product is annotated as glutathione peroxidase 7. The coding region runs from base 706 to 1266 and encodes 186 amino acids. The record is from RefSeq and is a predicted model, not a curated record. NCBI's taxonomy places the organism in Eukaryota, Metazoa, Chordata, Mammalia, Carnivora, Hyaenidae. Gene Ontology annotation, biological process: response to oxidative stress. Gene Ontology annotation, molecular function: glutathione peroxidase activity. The transcript is spliced from 4 exons.
GUUUAAUUACAAAGUCUCAGGGGAAUCAUGCAUCCGUUCAUUCCUCAAAUAUUCACUGGGCUCCCACCAAGUGCCAGACCCUGGGCUAGGUAUUGAAGAUUUAGAGAUUAAUAAAACACUGUCUCUUUCCUCAGAAAACUCAUAAUGUAACAGAACGGAUAACCAAAUGACCUAUGAUGAGUGAAAGAAGCUACAUAGAAAAAGACAUAUUGUUUGGUCACAAGCUGUCACUGAAGAGUAUUUAAACAAAGGAGAACCAUGAUCAGAUUUUUGUGUGAGAACAAUUAUUCUGGUCUCUGUGGAAAAUUGCAUUGGAUUGGAUGGGGAGAGAGUGGAGGCAGGGAGACCAAGAAGAAACCUGCUCCAGGAGUCCGAAUGAAAGAUGCUGAAGCCUAGAGGAUAGAGGGUCUCUGCAUCCUGAAACAAGACGCAGCCUCAUUGCAACUGAUCAGAAUGGUCUCAAUAGUCAGAAGCCUGAAACCACGGCUCUGGGAUCGCAAACUCGCGCGCAGUCCAACGCUCCCGCGGUGCAGAUGGGAAGACUGAGGUCCAGAGCCCCGCACGCCACAGCCACGGGGCAGAAGGCGAGGGGGCGCGUCCUGCCUCGCCGGCCCCCUGGCGCCGGUGCCGCCUCCGCCCGCCCCCCACGCUGGGUCCCCUAGCCAGGAUUUUGCCCUCGCAGAGCCGCCAGCUCGGGAGCGAGUCAUGGUGGGUGCGCUGGUGGCGGCGUGGCUGCUCCUGUCUGCCGCGGCCUGCGCGCAGCGGGAGCAGGACUUCUACGACUUCAAGGCGGUCAACAUCCGGGGCAAGUUGGUGUCGCUGGAGAAGUACCGCGGUUCGGUGUCCCUGGUGGUGAACGUGGCUAGCGAGUGCGGCUUCACAGACCAGCACUACAGAGCCUUGCAGCAGCUGCAGCGGGACCUGGGGCCCCACCACUUCAAUGUGCUUGCCUUCCCCUGCAACCAGUUUGGCCAACAGGAGCCCGAUAGCAACAAGGAGAUCGAGAGCUUCGCCCGCCGCACCUAUAGUGUCUCCUUCCCCAUGUUUAGCAAGGUCGCAGUUACCGGCACUGGUGCCCACCCUGCCUUCAAGUACCUGAUCCAGACUUCUGGGAAGGAGCCCACCUGGAACUUCUGGAAGUACUUAGUGGCCCCAGACGGAAAAGUAGUAGGGGCUUGGGACCCAACUGUGUCGGUGGAGGAGAUCAGGCCCCAGAUCACAGCACUCGUGAGGAAGCUCAUCCUGAAGAAGCGAGAAGACUUAUAACCACUUUCUCUUCUCUCCCACUGUCCCAUCCCCACCCCCCCACACACACACACCUUGGAUGGUGACCAAAGCAAACUCAGUUGUGCUCAAUGGUGCUCGGAGGGAGGGCCUAUGGACUCUCCUUACUCCACUUUUAUCCCACCUACCUUGUUAUUCCUAUGGGAGGAAAUAUCUAGUAUUUUGCAUUCGAGUCUUAGAACAAUGUAUAGGAACUCCUGGCCAAUGAGAGCCCUUGACCAGUGACUCACCAGCCAAUAAGUACCUCUGGCCCAUGAAAACAUGUGGCAAAUAGAAGUAUAUCAAGCAAUAAUCUAUAAGAUGGGACCAAUUCCUACCUCCAGGGCUGUUGUGAGGAUGAGGAUGAACGACCUAUGAAAGGUGCCGAGGGCAAUGCCAGCUCACUAGGAGGCAUUCAAUAAAUGUUUUUAGCAUAUGAACCAAAAAUUAACUUGUAAUCUAUAAAAACUUGCAACCAACAUGAAUUUCUAGCCAUUGAGAAUCCAGGCCAAAGAUUUAUUUGUUGUUGUAGUUGUUUUCCUCUGUAUUAUUUUUUUAAUUGAAAAAGUAAUGCAAAUAGAUUGUAAAAUAAUACAGGAGAAUAUUAAAUGAAAAUAAAAGUUUCACGGCGCCUGGGUGGCUCGAUCCGUUAAGCGUCCAACUUCAGCUCAG